AUGUUUUCAUAGUAAUUAGAUUAAUCAAACUCUCAAAAUUCUUCAUAAUAAUCAUAGACCUUUCUAACAGUUCCUCGUCUCAUUCAAUAAGACUCUCAAGCUUAUUAUGUAGGAGGCCAUAAAUAAAUAGAUUUUGAAGAUCCAAAUUCAUUAUAAAAAAGUGAGCAUAAGGAAAGUUUAGAAGAAGGAGAUAUUUUAGGUUCAAAAAUAUCUAUUGAGAAACGUGAAAUCAAUAGAAUUGAUGAAGUUGAAGAAAAUUAUAAAUCAUUAAAACUAUUUCAAAUUGAAAUGUAAAAUGUCAGUGGCAGGAAGCUUAUAAUAAAUACUAGAAAGGUUAGUGAUCCAAAUGAUAUUGGAAUUUAAAAGUAAACAGAAUAAAUUGGAAGAGCUUCAUCACCAAAUCUAAAAAUUAAAGAAUGUCCAUUAUAGGAUUCAUUUACUGUUGCUAAAUGGCCUAAAAGAUGGUUCUACAUAAUUAAGUUUUUAAGUAAGUUGAUGUCAGUAUAACCAAAAAUUCUUAAGCAAUCACAUUUAAUGUUAAUUGACGAUAAGGCUUUGAUUAUAAAUCAAAAGAUAUUUCUUUUAAAUCCAUUUUCUCCAUUUAUUGUUUGGAGUCGUUAUAUUUUUCUAUUAUUAUACAUUGUUGGAUUUGUACUUAUCUAUUUAGAAUUCGCUUUUACUGUCACCAAUAGUAUCUUUAUAAUUUUUUGUAUAUUUAUAAUUUAAUCAAGUUGGAUUCACAAUUGUAGAAACUCUGAGCAAUUACUUUAUUGGAGUUUAUAUCUAAGAAUUAUACACAGAAAAUAGAUGGCUUGUAGCGAAAUAAUAUUUAAUGUAUGAUUUAGUACAUAUAAUAUCUUGUCUCCUUACAAUAUUUUACUCUUAAUAUUUCAGUAACAACAUUAUUUAUACUAGUAAUAUUUCUAUUAUUCAGAAUAUAAAGAUUAUAUGUUAUUAAGACUAAUAUUUUGAAUUACACAAUUCCAAUAUUGAUAAUACAUGUAAUAACAACAAUUCAUACAAAGUUUUUUGAUGAUUAGUAAAUAUUAAAAUAUAAUUAGAUUCUUAGAUCAUAAUUAUCUAUCUAAAUAUGUAAUCUCUUUAUAAUGGACAAUAUAUUAGAUUACUAAUAGUGGUAAUACUAUUGAAAUAGAAGAUUGUUCUUAAUAGUCAAUAUAAUUAUAGAUUUUAUCUAUUGUAACAACUAUUUUUGGUUACAUUAUUACUAUUUAUUUAAUAACAAAUGUAAUUAAUUUUGGGAAAUCAACAGAUAAAUAUAAAAUUAGUGCUGAAUUGAAUGAAAAUGUAUAAAGAUAUUUACAUAGAGAUAAAAUUGAAUCAAUUAAUAUUGAAGAAUUUUAAUAAGAAUUAUAAUAAGAAUUAAGAGAAGAACUCUUUAUGCCAUUAUUAUAUAAAUUACCAUUUUCUAAAUAAUUUUUAUAAAAUUUAUGUUAAAAACUUAAAAGUGCUGUUUAUUCAAAUGGUACAAUUUUGUAAUUUUAAAAUUAAAUGAUGGAUAGAUUAUUAUUUUUAAUGAAAGGGAAUGUAGCUUAAUGUAUAGGUAAUAAAAUUUUAGUUCAUAAUUAAAUUCCAAUUUAAUAUUUCUAUUGUUAAAUUUAAUGUCCAAUUUAAUUAAAAUGUUUGAGUGAAUCUUUAAUAGCAUAUAUAGAUUUAAAUGAUUUUUUACAAUUAAUUAAAUUACAUAAUUCUGAUUUUUAAAAAUAUUGUAUGUUAAAAGACAAUUAUAAGAUUGCUUGUCAUUGUUGUGGUUAUAGAAAUCAUACUUUUCAUUAAUGUAAUCAUGUAUUUUAUGUACCAAAUUUUAAAGAACUUAUACUUUUACAUAAUACUUCAGAACCUAAUAAUAGAAUGAGUUUUUAUAGAGAUAAUGGUAGAAAUAGAAUUAAUUCUUUAAUGAAUAAAAAUCUUAUAUGUAUUACAGCUAUUAGUUUUGCCAUAAUAAAUUAAAUAGCUUUAGAAGUUGAUUUAACAAAUGAAGUAAUGGGAAGAUUUCAAGGAACCAUAAGUAAUUUUGAAGAUUCUAUAUUGAAUGAUUAUCAAGAAGAAAGAUCUUCUCGUUAAUCUUUAUAAUAAAGACUUGGAACUUUUGAUGUUCCUAAAAGUUAUAAUUAAGGAGAUACUUUUAGUAGUCAAACUUAUUUUUAAAAUAGUAUUCCAGUAUUGAAAGUAGAAGAGAGAGAAGCAUCUUAGAAUAGUAGAAGAUAUAUUCAUAAACAUAUUGAUUAUAGUGCAACAAAUAAUUCCAUAAAGGCAAAUUUGGUUAAGUCAUCUAAUUCAAAUGAAUUAUAAGUGAAACGAAGUUAGAAAAUUAAAUAAUCAAAUUCAAGUUGUUCUUUAAACAAGAAAUCAGGAUUGGGAGGUUCAGGAAUAUCUUAAUUAGGUUCAAUAAUUCCAUAAUAAGAAGUUUAUGAUGACGAUUUAGAUUAAGUGUGCAAUUAUGAAUAUUAUUAUCCUUCAUAUAAUAUCGAAUAUAUAGCAAAUGCUUUAAAUCAUAAAUUAAUGAGCAAAUACAUACAGUUUGUCAAUUGA
Molecule: messenger RNA, 2550 nt
Organism: Paramecium primaurelia
Lineage: Eukaryota; Ciliophora; Oligohymenophorea; Peniculida; Parameciidae
Source: the annotation of a GenBank genome assembly